AUGGCCUUCCUGCUCUCUCUACUGACAGCACUGGUGAUGCUCAGCUAUGGCCCAGUCCCAUCCCUGGGCUGUGAUCUCUCUCAGAACCACAUCCUGGCUAGUAGGAAGACCUUUGUGCUUUUGGGCCAAAUGAGGAGACUCUCCCCUUUCUUCUGUCUGAAGGACAGAAAGGACUUCAGAAUCCCUCAGGAGAUGGUGGACAGCAGUCAGCUGCAGAAGGUCCAGACCAUCUCUGUCCUCCACGAGAUGCUCCAGCAGACCUUCAACCUCUUCCACACAGAGGGCGCCUCUGCUGCUUGGAACACGACCCUCCUGGACCAACUCCACAGUGGACUCUCUCAGCAACUGGAUGACCUGGAGACGUGCUUGGUACAGGCA
Chrysochloris asiatica (Cape golden mole) is the source of this 378-nucleotide messenger RNA. RefSeq names its product interferon omega-1-like. Gene Ontology annotation, cellular component: extracellular region. The transcript has a single exon. The annotation marks the transcript as partial. NCBI's taxonomy places the organism in Eukaryota, Metazoa, Chordata, Mammalia, Afrosoricida, Chrysochloridae. Gene Ontology annotation, molecular function: type I interferon receptor binding; cytokine activity. The record is from RefSeq and is a predicted model, not a curated record. Gene Ontology annotation, biological process: B cell proliferation; response to exogenous dsRNA; cytokine-mediated signaling pathway.